AUGGGGCGCACUAAACGCCCGGAGCAGCCCCAGACCCCAAGGCACCCCUCACAGGGCCCGCUGGACGGUUACCUGCAGCCGCAGACAGGAACGAGCGGAGACUCCGGGAGUCCCAAAAUGGCGGCACCAUCCACCUCAGGACAGGAGGGACCGGCACUUGACCGGAUUGAAAGUACCCUGCGGGACCUGGCAGCGGCCAUGGUCACGAAAACUGACCUCCAGGCUAACACUACUGCCAUCCAGGAAACCCUGCGGACGGAGAUCGCAGGGAUCCGCACAGAACUCACAACGCAAGCAGGCCGCAUCACUGAGGUGGAGGAGGCGAACGCGGCCCUCACGACCCGCAUGGCAGCUACUGACACAGCGGUGGCAAGACAAGGUGAGAUGUUGCUCUCCAUGCGUCGGCAUCUCGAAGAUGUGGACAAUAGAGGCAGGAGAUGCAAUAUACGUAUCCGUGGUGUGCCAGAAACAGAAGGGACGGAAAACGUAAAUGACACCCUUAUGGAACUCUUCCGCUCCCUAUUACACCCGACCCCGCUGCCAGAGAUAGAAUUUGAGCGAGCACAUAGGGCCCUGCGUCCUUGCAAUGUGGAAGAUGGGCCGCGGGACCUAAUAUGCUGCCUACAUUCCUUCCCGGUGAAGAAUACCAUUAUGGUAAAGGCACGGGAACGGCAGACCUGGCCCUUUAGAGGAGUUCAAGUCGCCCUCUAUAAUGAUCUAUCUCCCAUAACCCUGGAAGCCAGACGGGCCCUACGCCCGGUUACUGCGAGACCGAAAUAUCCACUACAAGUGGGGCUUCCCCUUUGCCCUGAUGGCUAG
Molecule: messenger RNA, 819 nt
Organism: Pelobates cultripes (western spadefoot toad)
Lineage: Eukaryota; Metazoa; Chordata; Amphibia; Anura; Pelobatidae
Source: the annotation of a GenBank genome assembly